AAAUGUGGAAAUGAAAAGGCAGCAGUGCAGGAAACCAACACACAGCCCAUAUCAUUUGUUCGGAUGGUUUGCAUUCAGGGUGAGCUUGUCAGAAAAUUGUUACCUCUGCCAAGGGUGCCUCUGGGCCUGCGGCAAUGAAGUACCAGUAUAAAAGGCAGCCCAGCUCCCUGCUUUCUCAUCCAAUUCUCUCGCCUCAUCCUCCUUGGGAACCAGGUGCAUCUCCAGCCCCAAGACAUGUCCUGCUACAACCAGUGCCUGCCAUGCCGGCCCUGUGGCCCAACCCCGCUGGCCAGCAGCUGCAAUGAGCCCUGCAUCAGGCAGUGCCAGAAUUCCACUGUCGUCAUUGAGCCCUCUCCUGUGGUGGUGACCCUGCCCGGCCCCAUCCUCAGCUCCUUCCCACAGAACACCGUUGUGGGAUCCUCCACCUCUGCUGCCGUUGGCAGCAUCCUCAGCUGUGACGGAGUCCCCAUCACCUCUGGGUGCUGUGACCUCUCGGGCAUUUCCAGCCGCUACUGUGGCAGAAGGUGCCUGCCCUGCUAAAGCCACUGGCCAUGGCCCUGGGGUUCCAGCACGACCAUGGUGCUGGACAAUAGAAGGAGGAAUCUUCAGGCCAUUGCUUUCAGAAUGACUGAACUUCCCCACCUCCUCUGGCAAAUACUGGCAGGAGCCAGACCAGGGGCUACCCUGAGAUUUCUG
Oxyura jamaicensis (ruddy duck) is the source of this 696-nucleotide messenger RNA. RefSeq names its product feather keratin Cos1-1/Cos1-3/Cos2-1-like. Gene Ontology annotation, cellular component: intermediate filament. Lineage: Eukaryota; Metazoa; Chordata; Aves; Anseriformes; Anatidae. The transcript has 2 exons. The coding region runs from base 235 to 540 and encodes 101 amino acids. Gene Ontology annotation, molecular function: structural constituent of cytoskeleton. The record is from RefSeq and is a predicted model, not a curated record.